AGAAAGAAAGAAAAAAAAAACACCAUUACAAAAGUUUUAUCGAAAUCGAAACAGAGUUAGAGUCAGAGGAGAGAAAAAUGGAGAAUACGAGUGAUCAUGAAAAAGAGAGCUUAAUUGGGGAAAUCCAAGAAGAAGAACCACCAAUCUUUGAUUCGAAUCCCAAUCGGAAUAAUAAUCCCAGUCCCAAAUCGGUGAGAACUAAAGUUCCGGAGGUUGAGGUCCAUCUAUACCGUACCGGAAAAGGUCCGAUCGAUGUCUUCAAGUCGAGUCUUGGUGGUUGGGACCAGGAUCAAUUGGAGGUUAGGAAUAUUCUCGAUAAAUAUGGCUUCAAAUCUCUCUUCGCUUUCAGUACCCAAACUGGUCGUGGAGUUCCGAUUAGGUUUCAUGCUAGGAAUGGAAGGUCUUUGCUCCCUUAUAAAGAUGGAUCUGUAAUUUACGUUGAUGGCGAGCCCAAGGAUUCAUUAUUGAAACCAGUGACUAAGAUCUUGCUUGGGGUAGCAUUAAUAACCCUUUUGAUAACAUUCGUUUUAAAAGAAACCCCGCAAUGGAUGAAGAAGUUUAAUGUUACGGGUGUAAAUUUCCCGCCAUGGAUUCUUGCUUGUGUGGUUAUAGUUUUCACACGCAUGAGGAAGAGAACCAAGGAUUUGCUAAACAAGCAUGGCUGGUGAGUGAACAAUGAACAAAUGCCAUUUCAGAUUUUGAGAGGGAAUAAUUCAGUUUCUUAUAUACUGUUUACUAUGUGAAAAUCGGUUUUGUUCACAAGGUUUUUUAAUUUAUUUUAGUGAAUUUCAAUUAGUUGUAUUUAAUUUUGAAAAAAAUAUAUUAAUUUUAGUUUAUUUUCGUUA
This is a messenger RNA of Cannabis sativa, 845 nucleotides long. RefSeq lists its product as uncharacterized. Lineage: Eukaryota; Viridiplantae; Streptophyta; Magnoliopsida; Rosales; Cannabaceae. The transcript has 2 exons. Bases 78 to 668 code for a protein of 196 amino acids. The record is from RefSeq and is a predicted model, not a curated record.